AUGCUGUCGCCCCAAUUCAAUUUCCCGCCGGAGAGUUACUCCGCUGUGUUUACAGUCAGCGGUGAUGUGGCGAACGCUAACGUAAACAAAGUAUCAGACAUUGAAACAAGAGCAGCAUCACCGGAGUCAAUUCUACAACAACCAUCAGCUUCCCUUCUAAAUUGCUUUGACUGUGCUUUUCGGAAUGGUGUUAAAAUCCUUCGCAAAGAGAAAAAGCCUAGAAAACCAAAGGUUGCUUGCAAGGAUGAAGAACGCUGGCGUGUUAAGAGUGAGGGUGCUUUGUUCAAACGUUGGAAGCGUAAUAACUCUUCCGCGGAGAACACCUCCCCUGUCCCACCAGUAUCAGCCAGCCCAGCAUCGCAACCCUCAGAUCUGCUCAAAUUCUUAGCAAUUAAUGCAUUAGAGCUUUCAGCACCGGCAUCUGAUGCUUUGUUGAAAUCUCGUUCUUCGGAAUGGUUUCAACUGUCGGGACACCCCGGUUCCCUGGCACCUGCUGGCCCUGGAACAGUUUGGAAACGUCGCGCGGCGGGUGACCAUCCCGGACACAACCCUGAGCGCGACGCUUACGAAGCACUAGCAGCAUGCCCCCACAUGCGCACCGCGAUACCCCGCUAUUACCGUGAUUUGGAAUAUGACGGUGAACACUUCAUUGAACUGCAAGACCUCCUCCACGGGUUCCGUGAUCCACAUGUCAUGGAUGUUAAAAUGGGAACCCGGACAUUCCUCGAAGAUGAAGUUAGCAACGCUCGCGCCCGACAAGACCUUUAUGAGAAAAUGGUACGUGUAGACCCCAAUGCACCCACCGAAGAAGAGCAUGCUGCUAGAGCAGUCACCAAACUGCGAUACAUGCAGUUCCGUGAGCAGUGCUCAUCAUCAGCCCAGCAAGGCUUCCGCAUAGAAGCUGUUAAAGUCCCCGGCCAGCCACCACUUACUGACCUUCAGAAAGUACGUGAACCGGAACAACUUAAGGCUACUGUUGCUCGGUUCCUCGGUAACGAUAAGCGCGCCCAACGCGCCAUAGCAGCUCGAUUGCGUGAGAUAAGAAGUCUAUUUGAAAAAUCAGAAUUCUUCCGGGAACAUGAGAUUGUUGGCAGCAGCAUUUUCAUAAUCUACGACGAUGAGCGCGUGGGAGCUUGGCUGAUAGACUUUGCAAAGACGCGUCGCUUGCCGAAAGAUGUUAAAGUAACACAUAGAGAAGAAUGGCAGCAAGGUAAUCACGAAGAAGGUUUCUUAUACGGAUUAGAUAGAUUAAUAAAUACCAUAGAGGCAGCAGAACUUUCCGAAACAAUAAUUGAACCGGACGUAUCACGCUGA
This is a messenger RNA of Danaus chrysippus (African queen), 1314 nucleotides long. NCBI's taxonomy places the organism in Eukaryota, Metazoa, Arthropoda, Insecta, Lepidoptera, Nymphalidae. The record is from the annotation of a GenBank genome assembly.